UCAGCAUUAGCCCUAAUCACUGUUCUCUCUCUAUCUCCCAGAGAAAAACAACGCCGACAUCAUUCCUUCAUUCAUACACACUACUCAAAAGAUACUCCGGUGACCAUACUCCAACGCCGGUGAACAUUCUCAUAAAACAAACAGAGAAAGGAAGAAAUCUGAGACUCAGAAAGGAAAAUGAAAAGGCAGGAAACACUUCUCACUGUGUCUGAACAAAAGAAAAAAUUCGAACAAGAUAAUGAAGAAGGAAACGACGUCAUCCAGCUCGUGGUGAUUCCACCGCCGUGCUGGUCGCCUCGAGCACCGCCAGGGUCACUGCGCGCGACGUUCACUGACUCUGUAAACCAAGCAAGAACCUAAGAAGAAGAAGAAGAAGAAGAAGAAGAAGAAGAAGAAGAAGAAGAAGAAGAAGCAAGAAGCAAGAAGCAAGAAGAAGAAGAAGAAGAAGAAGAAGAAGCAAGAAGCUAAGAAUGAGUGAAGAGGAACUAGGUACUUUCUCAAUGAUGGAUCCUUUGGAUAUGAUAGAUCCUUGGGAUAUGAUAGACUUGGAUGCGGAUAGAAGGAAUAUGGUAGAGCAGUGUGCCAUUGACGUGGGUGGCAAUCAACCACCUCAGCUACAGCCGCAGCCGGAUGUAAGGGAGAUUACAGUAGCUCAGUUUUUCAGUGACACGUGUGGUUAUCAACCACAUCAGUCUCACCCUCAGUUCGAUAUGGUUCUUGCUGAGUGUUUGCCAGAACCUCAGCCUCAGCCUCAGCCUCAGUCCCACCCUCAUCCUCAGCAGUUUCAGCAGUUUCUUGCUGAUUGUGGUUAUCAACUACCUGAGUCUCAGCUUCAGCUCCAACCUAUGCAACCUCAGGUCUGGACUUGGGAGGAGAACAAAGCCUUUGAGUCAGUUAUUGCCAAUUGUUUUGAGUAUGCUAAACGCAACCGCUGGGAGCUGAUUGCUGCUCGUCUCCCUGGAAAGACCCCGGCGCAACUGCAAGAACGCUUCAAGAAGCUGAUGAAGGACAUCAAUGUCAUCCAUAACGGUUAUACUUCAAACACUCCUCUGAAUACUGCAUUUGAGAACAUGACUAUGACAAUGGCUGCUCCUACCACCACAUUGGAACACAACCCUGUCUCCAUCCCCAUCAUCAAUGCAACAACAACAACCCCACCACCACCGCCUUAUAACACUGAUCAUCAACAUCACAGGGCGGAGGUAGUCGUCGCCACAGCAGAGAAGGCAGCACCAAUGGAGGCAGCAACAAGGGAACAAAGCCAAUCUGCCAACACCAACAAUACAAAGAAAUUUUCUCGUUGGACUGAAGAUGAGCAUAGGAAUUGUACCCUAAUCCAAAGGGUUUAAUAGAUGGAGGAUUUGCUUAAAGGAGGAAGAACAUGUAAAUGUACUAAAGAUUUUUAUUUAGGUUGAAAAAUGAAAAUAUAGGAACAAUGAGGUAGGAAUACAAGACUUGUCUGUGAACAGGAACAUUCUAGAUAUAAUUGUAAUUCAUAAUUUUUCUUAUUAAUAAUAUUUGAUUCCUAGCUCUUUGGCCUUGAUGGCAAUGCUGAAGGAGACGGUGAGCUAGUUUCUAUCUAGAGUCUCGAUGGCUAUGCCGAAGGGGCUUUGGAUGGGAGUGUAAGUUAUUAGUUUAAAAUAUAUUAAUUAUAAGAACUUUUUGAAAGCAUUUGA
Molecule: messenger RNA, 1676 nt
Organism: Arachis stenosperma
Lineage: Eukaryota; Viridiplantae; Streptophyta; Magnoliopsida; Fabales; Fabaceae
Exons: 4
Coding region: 471-1349 (292 amino acids)
Source: RefSeq, a predicted model, not a curated record